ACGAUUUGUGGUCUGUGUACAUUUAGGAUUCUAAGAGGUUAGCUUUGCAUCUAUGCACUUAAAACGGGUUAGCAUUAUGUUUUAAACUCUCUGGCCAUUUAUCACAGUCCGACGAUGUGAGUACGGAUUUCCCCCCCCCCAAAAAAAACUAAAUCUGUCUCGUAAUGCGGGCACGUCGCAUAUAGGCUCUGACUUUUCCACGAACAGCAGUAUUUGCUUGAGAAGAGCUAGUGGCGGCUAACGUAAUUUAUGCGGAAUGCGCAUCCAUUGCGGAUGUGGUGCAGAAUAUAUGCGCAUUGCUGCGACACAGGUAAUUUUGGCCUUUACUUUUAAGAUAUUCCCUUACUUAAACAAUUCGUUAAAUGCGAAUCCAACUAUAUUAUCCAUGCAUUAUUUGUUUUUAUUUCUCGCCCGCUCCUCUUUUAGCCUCGGACUUUUCCUUGUCAUUGCCAAAUGUAUUGUUAAUUGGGAGAGCUCUAAGAUGUCUGCAUGUAAUUAAUGAUACUUAAACAUAACAGAAUAUCAGAAGAACAUUAGACAAAAGCCACAGGUUUUUGUUUUAGAGAUACAAGGUACAGACAACAAAAUAUCGCAAUAAUUGCGCAGAAUCAGUGUAAAUACACAUACUUUUUUUAAAAUAAAAUGACACGUUAACCUAUUGCCGUUCCGUAGCUAUUAUCUAUUUUAUGUAGUUGUGUAUUGCUGAGCCCAUUAUUAAGGCUGUCCUUGUUUGACAUUACAAUGAAGCAAUGAAUGCCCUGCCAUGGAACAGCAUGGUGGCUUUUUACCCUCCUUGUGAAUGGCACACUGUCCACCAGUCACAUUGGUGUGUCUGUAAACCACAACAUAUCCAUGACUGAAUACUACGAGGAGGGAGGGUUGCUGUAUGAGCACUCACCUCCCAUGCACAUCAAAGUGGAGUCUCCAGAGGGUCCCUUUGGAGGUGGGGUCUCAGAGGAUGGUUUCCCCAGGGAAGAUGACGACUCAGAGGCCAGUUGUGACCACCAGAAUGGUGGGUUGCCUAGCAGUCUGCCCUUUAACGUUGUGGUUGUGCAUCCCAACAUAGUCGCACCUGGAAUGUCUUCAGAUGAACUCAUCCCAAUUGAACAAACAUUAGCCGCAGGAGGCGUAGGAAAAAGGAAGAGUCGUUUUAGUGGGGCAGAGUUGGAGGUGUUGGUAUCAGAGGUGACCCGCUGUGAGGGGGAGCUGUUUGGUCCAGCAGGGAGGCUCCGGCGCCGAGAAAGAGAGCGAAUUUGGGCCGGGAUACUUGAGCGUGUCAAUGCUGUGUCUAGAGUACCACGCACUCUAAGAGAAGUGAAGAAACGCUGGGAUGACCUGAAGAGACGUAACGGUGGUAGACUGGCUGACGCAAGGCACCGCACCUGCUACCUGCCAUCCAGCAGAGGGGCCGCAAUUAUGGGAAGGCCGACUCAAGUCAGUCCCAGGCUCCAGCAGUCUCGUCAAAAGCAGAGCACUAGAGUAAAAGCCAGUUUCAGUUGCUUGUCAGACACUGAUCCAGUUGCAGUUGGAGAUGGUUCUGAAAGAGAUGGUUUCGAAAAGGAAGAAGAAGCUGGUGAGCAAGACUGUGAUGAUGGAGAUGAUUGUGAUGGUGUGGAGAGCAGCAUGGAGGAUAAACUGGGCCUAGGCCUGGGUCUGGGAAUAGUACCACCUCCGACAUCAGAACGCUGGCUACCUCCUUCACCCCUUUACAGCGCGCCUUUCCUCAACGGGACCCCUCAUACAAGCCCAGAACCAUCCUUAGGGACCCACCAGGGCCCACUGGAGCCCCCUCCACCACGCACUUCCUGGCUGGAAGAUGAACUUCGUGGACUGGGAGAAGCAGCCAUGCAGCUUGGAGAUCGCAUGGAGCAGAACCUGCGCGAGUUUGCAGAAGGCUUUAGAAGCGAUAUGCGGACCCUUGUGGCUUCACAAGAGGCCCUUACAAGCAGCUUGCAGCAGAAUAAUGUACUUUUGCAACGCCUGUUGGGUCUACUUGAGAUGCAGCAUCAGCCGCCUCAGCAGCAAAUUCCACAACAGCAACAACAGUUACAGCAACCUGCACAACAGCAACAGGAACCUCCACAACAGCAGCCUUAUCAGCAACUGUUAUUGCCACAGGAACAUCCACAGCUAGAGCAGCAAAUCCCAGCAACUCUUCCACCUCUACCGCCACCUCCAGAUAUUUUAGAUGGUACUCUGCACACUGAACCACCGACUGACAUAAAUGGAGUAUCGCAACGGCCACGCCGUGGCAGAACAGUAGACCUCAGACGAAGACGCAGACGUUGAUGUUGCCGUGAGAUGUGGAAAAAUAAACUGUAUUCGGUUACAGUAAAUGUAUUUAUUCAAAGCAAUGUUUUAUAGGGUUACCUAGUUGCAGAUUGUGCCAUGUCAUUGCAGCCACAUUAUAUGUUAUGCCUGUUGCAGAUAUAUAAUAAAAUGUAUUGUGUACACCAAAAAGCUCAAAGCUAUAAUCAAAAUUGACUUAUGAACUCUUGUUGCUGAUCAUAAAUAUACUGACAUUUUAUGGAUCUGCUUGCUCAAGGUCAUAAUAUAUAAGUUUAGAAAAAUAUUCUCUAGUAUUCAUGCUGUGGCAUGAUAAAAUUCAUUAAUUUUCAUUCUUUGAUUGAGGCACCGCAGAUCAGUGUAAAAUGACGUUUUACUUUUGCUACUAUCACUGGUUUAGAAGAUACAUCCAAAUGCUGUUUUAAAGGAUAUUGUAUUGCAUAGAGGUUCUCCAGUUCCAUGGAAAUAAAUGCAGUUAUCAGAAUUACUGACUAACAUAGAGAUCUAAGAUUGCCCAGUCAUUCUGCAUGCAAUGCAAGAUAGCUAAGCUCAAAUAUACCUUUUUGCAAACUUUUCACCAUGUUAACAAAAA
Messenger RNA from Rhinichthys klamathensis goyatoka, 2878 nucleotides. Its product is annotated as myb-related transcription factor, partner of profilin. Gene Ontology annotation, cellular component: nucleus. The coding region runs from base 754 to 2289 and encodes 511 amino acids. The record is from RefSeq and is a predicted model, not a curated record. Lineage: Eukaryota; Metazoa; Chordata; Actinopteri; Cypriniformes; Leuciscidae. The transcript has 3 exons.